UAGUGGGCGUGGUGAGGCGAUUGCUGGUAUAUAUCCAGUUUGUACGGGGACUGAAGGUGUGGCGGAGCGCUUUUUCCGGUUCAGGCAAAAAUCAAGGGGAACUUCUUGUUGUCAUCAUGGCCUCUUUAUGGGAUGACUUGGACAGUCUUGUGAACUCUCCCUCCUCUUUCUCAGCAAAGACCGGAGAGAGAGGAACCAUCAAGCCCAAAACAAACUUUGAUGCCGGAGACGAUGCUGUGGCACUGAGGAAGGCCAUUGAAGGACUUGGGACCAAAGAAAAGAUUGUGAUUGACAUUUUGACCCACAGAAGUAGCGCUCAGAGGCAGCUCAUCUGUAAGGCUUAUCAAGAAGCCACUGGCAGAACAUUAGUGGAGGACCUGAAAGGGGACACCCACGGUGACUUUGAGGACCUGCUAGUGGCACUCGUCACCCCUCCUGCAGUGUACGACUGCCAUGAAGUGAUGCGAGCCAUGAAAGGAGCUGGGACAAAAGAUAGCGUCUUGAUUGAAAUCUUUGCCUCCAGAUCCAAUGAACAAAUCAAAGCACUCAAUGAUGUCUAUGUGCAAGAAACAGAGAAGAAGCUGAGCUUUGAUCUGAAGAAGGAAGUUUCUGGAGACUUUUCCAAAGCACUUCUCCUCCUUGCUGAGGGCAACAGGGAUGAGAACACCACAGUAGAUACUGAGAAGGCAAAAGAAGAUGCCAAGGCCCUUUAUGAUGCUGGGGAGAAGAAGUGGGGCACAGAUGAAUCUAAAUUUAUUGACAUUCUCUGCCAAAGAAGCAUAUCUCAACUGAGACAAACUCUUGUUGAAUAUCAGAACAUCAGCGGAAAAACUUUGCAACAAAGCAUUGAAGGAGAGAUGUCAGGGGAGCUGGAGGAACUGCUGGUGGCUAUCGUGAAAUGUGUGAAGAGUGUGCCAGCCUACUUUGCGGAACGCCUGUAUGAGAGCAUGAAGGGUGUUGGAACAGACGAAUCAACUCUGAACCGGGUCAUGGUGAGUCGGUCUGAGAUCGAUCUGCUGGACAUCAGAGCCGAGUUCAAGAAACUCUACGAGUACUCGCUGCACUCUGCCAUCGAGUCAGACGUGGGGGGCGACCACGGGGACUGUAUGAAGGCCAUCUGUGGAGGAGAUGACUAACUAACACCUGACGUCUACCUGUGCCAGAAGCCAGAAGAAAUCCGCUUCCUCCUGAACUCCCACUGUAGGCCCUUUGCCGUUUUCUGAUACUGAACUCUCAUCUUCGGUCUACUAACUGAUAAUUUGUUUACAGUCUUAGAGCAGCAGGCAGCUUUGAAAGAUAGACGACACAUCAAAGAUUGAUUUUAAACAUGAAAACCUUAUCUGAAGUUUUAAUAGAAAAUUCUGUUUUGUUACAGUCUGAUUGCGGAGGGAAUUAUGAAAAGACUCUGCUUAAAAUCUGUGGAGGAGAUGACGAAUCUUAGCAUCGACAUGUUAUGCUUUCACCGUGUCUUGAUUUUCAUUUCUGUCAAUUUUCAGCAGCAGCAGAAGUACAUUUACAUGAGACUCCUUAUUUGGGUAUUUCCAUUUUAUGCUACUUUAUACUUCCAGUUCACUAUACCUCAGUGAGAAAUAAAAUAAUAAUAGAAUAAACUUUUCAUUUUACUGAACUUAUUUAAGACUUUUUUACUUUUCAAAUUAAGAUUUGAUUUACAGAACAUAUGAUCAGUUGAUUAAAUCCAGAUCAGAUCAGAUCCAGAACUACUGAACUACUGAACUACUGGUAUAGCA
Molecule: messenger RNA, 1748 nt
Organism: Scatophagus argus
Lineage: Eukaryota; Metazoa; Chordata; Actinopteri; Scatophagidae
Gene: anxa3a
Product: annexin A3a
Exons: 14
Coding region: 117-1136 (339 amino acids)
Cellular component (GO): cytoplasm
Molecular function (GO): calcium-dependent phospholipid binding; phospholipase inhibitor activity; calcium ion binding
Source: RefSeq, a predicted model, not a curated record